Chionomys nivalis (European snow vole) is the source of this 2670-nucleotide messenger RNA. It is a transcript of the gene Tpbg, whose product is annotated as trophoblast glycoprotein. Gene Ontology annotation, cellular component: plasma membrane. The record is from RefSeq and is a predicted model, not a curated record. The transcript is spliced from 2 exons. Gene Ontology annotation, molecular function: protein binding. Gene Ontology annotation, biological process: negative regulation of canonical Wnt signaling pathway. The coding region runs from base 518 to 1798 and encodes 426 amino acids. NCBI's taxonomy places the organism in Eukaryota, Metazoa, Chordata, Mammalia, Rodentia, Cricetidae.
AGGAGACUUUCUAAAUCUCCCUCACAACCCGGGCGUUUGCUGUGGCGGAUGUAACGUGUGCAGCUCGUUCCUUUCUACCGCUGCUUUGCGUUGAUGUGGGUCACGCUAAAAUCCAUCUCAGCACUGCCGGCGAUGCCCGAAGCAGCGUGAAUUCCAAGAGAUCCACCAGCGGUUUUGUUUCUAUCCGAGGUCGCUCAUCGGAUCCUGCCCUGCGAAAGGCGCCAACAAAAAGAGUCGAGGAGGUGCCACCCCAGCGGCGGCGGGAGGAGGAGCGCUGAGGCCCGUGUCGCUACCGGUCGUGCGUACUCGCUGGAGGGAAGGGCGGGGAACCGCUCCGGGAGGGGGACGCCCGGUGGCCCGGGGUAAACCAAGUUCCGGCUUUGGUGCCCCUCCCCAAUUGACUCCCACGCGUGAAAAGUUUGUAGCCGACACUUGCGGCCGGCUCGCGCCCGCCGGGCCCAGCCGGUCGAGCCUUCGGAGCGGGAGCCGUCCCAGCUCCGGGGAGCUGCGAGCCGCGAUGCCUGGGGCGGGCUCCCGGGGCCCCACCGCCGGAGACGGGCGGCUGCGCCUGGCACGACUGGCACUGGUGCUGCUGGGUUGGGUCUCCGCGUCGGCCCCCAGCUCUUCGGUACCCUCGUCUUCCACCUCUCCGGCGGCGUUCCUGGCCUCGGGGUCUGUGCAGCCUCCGCCAGCCGAGCGAUGCCCGGCGGCGUGCGAGUGCUCCGAGGCGGCGCGCACGGUCAAGUGCGUUAACCGCAACCUGAUGGAGGUGCCCGCGGACCUGCCUUCCUACGUUCGCAACCUCUUCAUCACCGGCAACCAGAUGACCGUGCUCCCGGCUGGCGCUUUCGCCCGGCGGCCACCGCUCGCCGACCUGACGACGCUCAACCUCAGCGGCAACCACCUGAAGGAGGUGUGUGCAGGUGCCUUCGAACAUCUGCCCGGCCUGCGCCACCUCGACCUCAGCCACAACCCUCUCACCAACCUCAGCGCCUUCGCCUUUGCGGGCAGCAACGCCAGCGUCUCGACCCCUAGCUCCCUGGAGGAGCUGUUCCUGAAUCACAUUGUGCCCCCUGAGGAUCAGCGGCAGAACGGAAGCUUCGAGGGCAUGGUGGCCUUUGAGGGCAUGGUGACAGCUGCCCUACGCUCAGGCUUUGCGCUCCAAGGGCUGCAGCGCCUUGAGCUGGCCAGUAAUCACUUCCUUUACCUGCCUCGGGAUUUACUGGCCCAACUGCCGAGUCUCAGCCACCUGGACCUUCGGAACAACUCCUUGGUGAGCCUGACGUAUGCAUCCUUCCGCAACCUGACACACCUCGAAAGCCUCCACUUGGAGGACAAUGCUCUCAAGGUCCUUCACAACUCCACUUUGGCUGAGUGGCAAGGCCUGCCUCGUGUCAAGGUGUACCUGGACAACAAUCCCUGGGUUUGCGACUGCUACAUUGCUGACCUGGUGACCUGGCUUAAAGAGACAGAGGUGGUGCCUGAUAAAGCCAAGCUCACCUGUGCAUUCCCAGAAAAAAUGAGGAACCGUGGCCUCUUGGAGCUCAACAGCUCUGACCUGGACUGUGACGCUCUCCAGCCCCCAUCCCUGCAGACUUCCUAUGUCUUCCUAGGUAUUGUUUUAGCUCUGAUAGGUGCCAUUUUCCUCCUCGUUUUGUAUUUGAACCGUAAAGGCAUAAAAAAGUGGAUGCAUAACAUCAGAGAUGCGUGCAGGGAUCACAUGGAAGGGUAUCAUUACAGAUACGAGAUCAAUGCGGACCCCAGGUUGACAAAUCUCAGUUCCAACUCGGAUGUCUGAGAAACAGGACUGGUCUGCAUGCGGUGUAGACUUCAGAAACAGGACAACUCUGCAUGAGCUGUAGACUUCAGUUGGUUUUUGUUUGUUUGUUUUGUUUUUUGUUUUUUCCCUUUACUAGGCUUGCUCCACCCCCACCCUCCAUCAUCCACAACAGUGACUUUGACUGAAAGCAGUGAAGGGAUUUUGCUUCCUUGUUAUGUAAAAUAUUGAUGUGUUCUGUUAAUGUAAGAACAUAAACAGUCGUGCAUACAAUGUUUAUUUACCCCUUUCCUUUCGGUAAUCCUCAAUGCCUGGGGAGGGAGUUUUUUUUUUUUUUUUUCUUUUUUCUUUUUUUCAAAAGUUCCAGCAUGGACAUGGACUCUUUCUUAAUUCAGUUCAAGGUGUAGCACAGAGAGCAUUCAACGGAAGCUUCCUCAGAUUUUUUGAGAAAAAUACUUUAUUCAUAAAUAUGAGUUUCAUCCUCACCUACGUAAAUUAUGGAGAAAAUAAUUGCAUCCCCAAACUGCCUGCAGACCUUAGCAAGCUCUUUUAUAGAACCUAGAGCACAGGAGCACCUGCAUUCAAGAGCAUGCUUACAUUUUACUAUUCUGCAUAUUAAAGAAAUUUGCAACUUCAGAUAACCUUUUUGACAAGCUAAAUUACUUUUUGAUUGCAGUUUAUAGGAAACUGUCCUAAGGGUUUUUCUUUUUUCUUUUCUUUCUUUUUUUUUUUAUAAACUGCAUUGAGAUCCAACAGACUGGAUUGUUUAAAAAACAAAACAAAACAUCAAUAAAAAGUCUUAAAAGAAACAUGGUGUGUUCAAGUUUGGUAUUUUGAAAUGAGGAUGAAAGGCAAUGAUAUUGAGUCGUUUUGGUUCAAAUCAUGAGUUAUUA